UUUUACAAUAAAUACAUUGAGUCUACAUUUCUAUGCAUAUAAACAAUAUCGCUCUACGUUUCUUGUAACAAUUAGAAGUAUUGCAGCCACCAACAAUGAUGCUUCCAUGCAAGCCAUCCUACAAAACAUGCCAGCAGCCUUUGUUCUUACUUGCCAUUUUCUUGCUUUCAUCCUUCCGAGUCUUGGAUUCCACCCCAUCUACAACUUCUUUCACUUCUGAUAGGAUUAAUGAACCAGAGGCCCUUCUCAAAUGGAAAGCCAGCCUCUCCAAAAACAGCCAAUCUCUCCUAUCUUCAUGGGCCAUCGCCAAUGGGACUUGCCGUUGGGAUGGAAUCACUUGCAGCAAAUUCGGAAGCAUCGUCGGCUUGAACCUCUCAGGUUACGGUUUGAGAGGUACGCUUCACAGUCUCAACUUCUCUUCCUUGCCUAAUCUCCUUACUCUUGAUCUAGGAGAAAAUUCGCUUUCCGGAACCAUCCCUUCUAACAUCAGCAGCCUCUCCAAACUCACCACCCUCUUUUUGUCCUACAAUAGACUCUCAGGAAAUAUUCCUUCUGAGAUAGGCUUGCUAAAUAGUCUUAAUGUAUGUGACCUGGGUGCAAAUUUUCUAACUGGCUCUAUUCCUAGGACUCUAGGGAGCUUGAGGAACUUGACAGUUCUUUACCUUUAUCAAAAUAAAUUUUCAGGUUCCAUACCUCCAGAAAUUGGGAAUCUUAGAUCACUAAUCAAGCUUAGCAUGUCAAGUAACAGUCUAAAUGGUACAAUUCCUGCUUCCAUUGGAAACUUGAGUAAUUUAUCCCUUCUUUAUCUUCAUGAAAAUGAAUUUUCAGGUUCCAUACCUCCAGAAAUUGGGAAUCUUAGAUCACUCAUUAAGCUUAGCAUGUCAAGUAACAGUCUAAAUGGUACAAUUCCUGCUUCCAUUGGAAACUUGAGUGAUUUAUCCCUUCUUUAUCUUCAUGAAAAUGAACUUUCAGGUUCCAUACCUCUAGAAAUUGAGAAUCUUAGAUCACUCAGUGACCUUGCGAUGUCAAAUAACAAUCUUAAUGGUACAAUUCCUGUUUCUAUUGCGAACUUGACUAAUCUAUCCAUUCUUUACCUUUUUGAAAAUAAACUCUCUGGCUCCAUACCUUGGGAAAUAGGGAAGCUGAGACAUCUUUCUAAGCUUUCUUUGCAUACAAACAUUCUCACAGGUUUUAUCCCUGCUUCCAUUGGAAACUUGAGUAAUUUAUUCCUUCUUUAUCUCUAUGCAAAUGAACUUUCAGGUUCCAUACCUCGAGAAAUUGGGAAUCUUAGGUCAUUGAGUGACCUUGCGAUGUCAAAUAACAGUCUAAAUGGUACAAUUCCUGCUUCUAUUGGGAACUUGACUAAUCUAUCCAUUAUUCACCUUUUUGAAAAUAAAUUUUCAGGUUCCAUACCUCCAGAAAUUGGGAAUCUUAGAUCACUUAGUGAGCUUGACAUGUCAAGUAACAGUCUAAAUGGUACAAUUCCUGCUUCUAUUGAGAACUUGACUAAUCUAUCCAUUCUCUACCUUUAUGAAAAUGGUUUGUCUGGAAUCAUACCUCAUGAAAUCGAAUCUCUAAAUUCACUCAAAGAGCUUCAUUUGUCAAUCAACAAUCUUACUGGUACAAUUCCUCGUUCCAUCGGUAAACUUAAAUUUCUUACUUCUAUAAGCUUAUUUGAUAACAAGCUCCAUGGGAUAAUUCCACGAGAUAUAAGUAAUCUUACUCGGUUGCGGUUUUUGGGAUUAUCCAAAAAUAACUUCACUGGCCAUUUACCAGAACGCCUUUGCCAUAGCGGAUCCCUUAAGGUACUUAGUGUCCAUGAUAAUCAUCUUCAAGGUCCAAUCCCAAAAAGCUUGAAAAGCUGCACCAGUUUGGUCAGAGUUAGGCUUGAGAGGAACCAUUUAGUUGGAAAUCUAUCGGAAAGUUUCGGCCUACAUCCUCACAUAGUCUACAUAGAUUUGAGUGAUAAUAAUCUGCAUGGCAAGAUUUCGCGGAAAUGGGGGCGUUGUAACAAUCUCACAAGCUUGAAAAUGGCAAGGAACAAUAUUUCUGGUCGAAUUCCGUUGGAACUUGGAAAGGCAACUAACCUUUAUGUACUUGAUCUCUCCUCUAACUAUUUGGUUGGAGAGAUUCCGAAGGAAUUGGGAAGGUUAUCAUCAUUAUUCACACUUGAGCUAAGUGGUAAUCGACUUUCAGGAACCAUACCUGUAGAGAUUGGCUUGCUAUCAAACUUAAGAUAUCUGAAUCUUGGAGCCAACAGUCUAAAUGGUUAUAUUCCAGGAGAACUAGGAGACUGCAAGAAUCUAAUGAAAUUGAAUUUGAGCUGGAAUGGAUUCCUGGAAGGAGUUCCGCCUGAGAUUGGCAAAUUUUACUUCCUUAACAGUCUUGAUCUCAGUCACAAUGUGCUGAUAGGGGAGAUUCCUAGUGGACUGGGAGAAUUGAAAACCUUAGAAAGCUUGAACCUCUCACAUAACAAGCUCUCUGGUAGCAUACCAUCAAGUUUUGGUGAUUUGUUAAGCUUGACUUUCAUUGAUAUAUCCUACAACCAGUUAGAGGGUCCUGUUCCUGACAUUGGAGUCUUUCCCACAGUGCCCUUCGAUGCAAUUAGAGAUAACAAAGGUUUGUGCGGAAAUGUUACUGGUUUGAAGGCUUGUCCUACUUCGAUUAGCCACCGUCAAGCAAAUAAGAGAGGCAAAGGAGUUGUGAUCGUAGCCACAAUUCCCAUUGUGUGUGUUCUUCUGCUAUUGCUAAUCAUUUUUGUGACUUUUUUUGCUCUUGCCAAAAGACGGCGAAACAAAGAGAAUAAAUCAAGUGUAGGACCAAAUCCGAAUCCAUUCACAAUAUGGAGCUAUGAUGGAAAGUUGGUGUAUGAGAACAUCAUUGAAGCAAUUGAAGGAUUUAAUUCCAAAUAUUGCAUUGGAGUGGGAGGGAACGGAAGUGUCUACAAAGCUGUAUUACCAAGUGGACAUAUUGUGGCUGUGAAGAAACUUCACCAACUACCAGACUGUGAAGUCGCAAAUUCAAAAGCUUUUACAAGUGAAAUUCUUGCUUUGACAAAAAUCCGACAUCGAAAUGUUGUCAAGUUCUAUGGUUUCUGCUCACAUCCGCAACAUUCGCUUCUGGUUUAUGAGUUUUUGGCUGGAGGAAGCUUGAAAAAUGUACUUUGUGAUGAGGAACAAGCAAUGGCAUUUGAUUGGAUUAAGAGAGUGAAUGUUGUCAAAGGUGUAGCCAAUGCUAUUUCCUAUAUGCACCAUGAUUGCUCACCUCCUAUAAUUCAUAGGGACAUAUCAAGCAAAAAUGUUCUGUUGGAUGAAGACUAUAAAGCUCAUGUCUCUGACUUUGGCACCGCAAGAAUUCUGAACCCUAACUCAUCCAAUUGGACUUCAUUAGCUGGCACAUUGGGUUACACUGCUCCAGAAAUUGCUUACACAAUGGAGGUGAACGAAAAAUGUGAUGUUUAUAGUUUCGGGGUUUUGGCAUUGGAAAUACUGGUAGGGGAACAUCCGAGGGAUCUCAUCUCAUCCGUGUCAUCGUCGUCAGCUUCUUCGUCUUCAACAGUACAUCAUUUGCUAUUGAAGAAUCUAUUGGACCAACGUCCUUCAUCUCCCACGAAUCGAGCAGGAAAGGAAGUGGUGUCUGUUGCAAAAAUAGCAGUCUCAUGCUUACAAUCCAAUCCGCAAUCUCGGCCCUCUAUGCAAAAAGUUUCUCAGGAGCUAUCAACUCAAAGACCCAAUGUACAGAAACAUUUUCACACCAUUACAAUGGGACAACUACUUGAUUUUGAGGAUUGAUUCUGCAUGUUGAAAAUUUCAUGUGUUUUAAGGUUUGCCAUAUGCGGUUUCUUUCAUCGAGUGCUAUGAUACCAACUCUAUCGGAACUUAUAAUUUACCAUAUUUAUAAAAA
Tripterygium wilfordii is the source of this 3903-nucleotide messenger RNA. RefSeq names its product MDIS1-interacting receptor like kinase 2-like. The record is from RefSeq and is a predicted model, not a curated record. Gene Ontology annotation, molecular function: protein binding; protein kinase activity; ATP binding. Bases 96 to 3791 code for a protein of 1231 amino acids. The transcript has 2 exons. Gene Ontology annotation, biological process: protein phosphorylation. NCBI's taxonomy places the organism in Eukaryota, Viridiplantae, Streptophyta, Magnoliopsida, Celastrales, Celastraceae.